Molecule: messenger RNA, 1355 nt
Organism: Plodia interpunctella (Indianmeal moth)
Lineage: Eukaryota; Metazoa; Arthropoda; Insecta; Lepidoptera; Pyralidae
Exons: 3
Coding region: 121-1308 (395 amino acids)
Source: RefSeq, a predicted model, not a curated record
UAUUCAAUAAAAUUUUAUGUUGCAAUUCCAAAUUUCGAAUUCGUUGCCAUAAAUAUUACCUACCUUGCUAAUGUCAAAAAGUACAACAACGGAUUUUGCGUUUUUGAAAUGUAGAACAACAUGAAGUUUUAUAUAUUUUUUUUCCUAGCGUAUAUUACAUUAUCCACGGCCCAGAAAUCAUUAUAUAACAAUUUGAAAGCCAACAUUCUUUCAUUGUUUAGAAGAGAUGAAUUACCGACUCCGAAGCAGAAACUAAUGAACAGGAUCGGCAGCGAGGUCAAAAUACGAAAAUCUGGUCAAAUCAGCGAAGAUGAAAAAGCACAUUUCCGGUUAGAUCCAGUAUUGAAUUUCCUAAAUGCUCGGAAGUCAUCAGACCAUAAAAAAGAACAUGGGAAAAAAGACGAAUCCGCUCCGGCGAGUUCGAGCUCCAGCUUGGAGCUCAGGGACUGGAAGGAUGAGUGGAGGGAGCAUUGGAUCAUUAAAAAAUUCGAGGCUAUCAACAACACUGACUUCCAACCGGGCGAUACUGUGAAUAUGGCUGCAGCCAGACCAUGGGGAGUCCCUUGUGGCGAUCCGGGCCAGCACGACAUGCCAUGGGGCACCUGUAUGCUGCCCAUGGAAUGUGACUCCGAAUACCGGAUAUACCGCGGCGACUUCAACUGCGGUCGAACCCAGUUCGUUUGCUGUGCUCUGCAACUCACUGUCUACGAUAUGUAUCAAGGAUUCGAUUUAUCUUUCGAGGAUUCCGCCCUGAGGACCGAUAGUGAUGAGAAAAAGGCUGGAGGGAAAAAAGGAUCCGCAGAGGAUAAUAAGAAAACUAAAAAAAGGGACAAACGCAAACGCCAAGCUGCAAGGAAAAAGCGCAAAAGACAAAUAAAACGGCUUAUCAGGAAAAUCCAGAAAGAAAUAAGGAGGAUAAUAAACAAACAGGAUAGAAAUGCCUCGCAACAGCGAAAGAGAAAGACGAAGCAACUGAAGAAGUUCAUUGAAAUGCUGAAGGCCCAAUAUAGGCAUGAUCGUAAAGCAGUCCAGGAUAUACAUGAACAUGAGAUGGUAAAGAUAGAUGAUGCUCUAAAGGUUCGGCUCCACGAGAUCAGUAUGAUGAAUCAGAAUUUCGUUAAUAACGCGACGUUCAGAGAUAUAGUGGUGAACGGGACGCUGAAUAGACAAUCAGCGAGGAUGCUGGUGGAGGCGUAUCCUGAACUACAGCCUUACGUCCACGUCAAUGUGAGGAGAAGAAGCGGGGUCAGUAGGCCCGUGCGAGAUUAUCUCGAUUACGAUGUCGAGUAUGGCAUGUUGUAUUAUUAGACAAGUUAUGAAUAAAAUUCAUUGCUCAAAUUUAAUUUUAGUUACAA